Triticum turgidum subsp. durum (durum wheat) is the source of this 1032-nucleotide messenger RNA. The record is from the annotation of a GenBank genome assembly. NCBI's taxonomy places the organism in Eukaryota, Viridiplantae, Streptophyta, Magnoliopsida, Poales, Poaceae.
AUGGGGAGUCGGAAAAUGGCGUCACAGCAGGGGCGUGGCGACGCCGGCACGUCACAGCCGGGGCGCGGCGACGCCGGCACAUCGCAGCGCGGCCAGGUGCAGAGCCUGGCGAGGCAGGGGUCUCUGUACAGCCUCACCCUCGACGAGGUGCAGAACCAUCUGGGAGAGCCCCUGCAGAGCAUGAACCUCGACGAGCUGCUCAGGACCGUGUUUCCUGACGACCUGGAGCCCGAUGGCGCGACCACCAGCCAGUGUGUGCCGAGCUCAAGCCUCCUGCGCCAGGGCAGCAUCACCAUGCCGACCGAGCUCAGCAAGAAGACGGUGGAUGAGGUGUGGAAGGGCAUCCAGGAGACACCCAAGAGGAGUGUCCAGGGGAGUGGUCGGCGCAAGCGGGAGAGGCAGCCCACGCUCGGGGAGAUGACACUCGAGGAUUUCUUGGUCCAAGCAGGGGUUGUUUCCCAGGGAUUUCUCAAGGACACGAGCGAUGUUGGCAAUUUGGGUCUGAUGGGGAGAGGUGCCACAGCAGCUGGAGCCACCGAUUUGACAUCUGGGGCACAGUGGUUAGGCCAGUACCAGCAGCAGAUUGCAGCUUCAGCCAUCAACACUCAUCAGCAUGUGCAACAAAUUGUGCCAGCUGCUUAUAUGCCCAUUCAGUUAGUCCCUCAGCCACUGAAUGUUGUUGGCCCUGGUGCCACUCUGGGGUCUGCUUACUCUGAUGGACAGAGUACAUCACCAAUGAUCAGUCCAAUCUCUGAUUCUCAGACACCUGGGAGAAAGCGUGGUGUAUCAGGAGAUGUCCCCAAUAAGUUUGUGGAGAGAAGGCAGAAGAGGAUGAUCAAGAAUAGGGAGUCGGCUGCCCGUUCAAGGGCUAGGAAGCAGGCCUACACUAAUGAACUCGAAAACAAGGUAUCCCGUUUGGAAGAGGAGAAUGAGAGGCUAAAGAAGCAAAAGGAGUUGAACAUGAUGCUUUGCUCGGUGCCUCUACCAGAACCCAAGUACCAACUCAGGAGAACAUGCUCGGCCGCUUUCUGA